Molecule: messenger RNA, 907 nt
Organism: Megalobrama amblycephala (Wuchang bream)
Lineage: Eukaryota; Metazoa; Chordata; Actinopteri; Cypriniformes; Xenocyprididae
Gene: cebp1
Product: CCAAT/enhancer binding protein (C/EBP) 1
Exons: 3
Coding region: 104-700 (198 amino acids)
Biological process (GO): regulation of transcription by RNA polymerase II; myeloid cell differentiation; DNA-templated transcription
Molecular function (GO): DNA-binding transcription factor activity, RNA polymerase II-specific; RNA polymerase II cis-regulatory region sequence-specific DNA binding
Source: RefSeq, a predicted model, not a curated record
UUUUGUGUCUCUUUCUGACCUUCACUGCUGCCAGUUCCUCAGUCCUGCUGCAGGAGGCGCCAGUGAGCUGAACGAUGGAGCUGAUUGGCCAAUCAACCAUGAGAUGUCCGUCUCCAACAGCUCUCCUUCCUCCAUCUGUAUGUUUACACUCCAUCAUCAGUCCUCUACCUCUCCGGACGGGACUCUGCCUCUGGACUCCGACUCCACCGCGCAGAUGCCUCAGAUGGACGGGGGUCUGUACGGCCAGCAGAUGGGCUUUCCAAAGAUGCCGGACAACCGGAGCAUGGAGCAGAUGAUGGGGUUGGGUUACCUGCCGUAUCCCUCCUGUCUGAACGGCACGAACACCGAACGAGGAGCGCAGCAGAGUCACGGCGCUCCACAGGAUUUUUCGCAGUUUCUUCUGCCAGCCCCAGUGUCCACCCUCCGCCAGGCCGGACAGAAGAGAGGCCUGAGCAAAGACAGCGUUGAAUAUCGCCUGCGCAGAGAGCGGAACAACAUCGCCGUGAGGAAGAGCCGCGAUAAAGCGCGCCGCCGGAUCCAGCUGACCCAGCAGAGGGCGCUGCAGCUACAGGACGAGAAUCACAGACUGCAGCUGCACAUACAGCGUCUGUCGCACGAGGUGGACGCGCUCAGACACUACCUGUCACAGCGCCACCUACAGGCCAAAGAGCAGGACGGCGGGGGACAGGACAACUGUUGAGCGACUGAAGGUUUUGUUGAUCGUAGAUUAGAUUGGUGACUUUCAUAUCGUUUCAGUUGAAUGUCAUUUCCCAAAGUGAACAUGGGAAGUAAUCUAUUUGAAGGGAUAACCCGAUGUCGGAUGUAUUGAACAUUACAGCAAAUCAGGAAGUCGUGCGGAAAAAGCACAACAAACUCAGUUUCAUUUGAAAUAAAUAGUUCAAUCUUG